AUGCCACUAGCAACGCUCAACGUGGCUUCUCCUCGCCAGUCCCCUGUUGUGCCCUUAGGACACGUUUCCCCUGGUAUGCGCCAGCUUCGUGGGGACUCAACACCUCAGUAUUGGGCUAAUGAUUCUUCUUCGAGCUACUUCAAGGGCUCAUAUAUCCAGGAGCACCCUUACGAUACUGAUGGUGGUGGGAGUGCGAGCAACAACAACAAAUCCAGGAAUGUUAGACGGUCUGGUCCGCUGGAUUACAGCUCAGGCAGGAAAGCUGAACACACGGAAGGGUCGUCUAGCACGGGGAUAAGCCCACUGCCGAGGUUCGCAGUGUCGCGGUCUGGUCCUUUGAUGCAUAAGUAA
Molecule: messenger RNA, 351 nt
Organism: Linum tenue
Lineage: Eukaryota; Viridiplantae; Streptophyta; Magnoliopsida; Malpighiales; Linaceae
Source: the annotation of a GenBank genome assembly